Nomia melanderi (Alkali bee) is the source of this 1815-nucleotide messenger RNA. It is a transcript of the gene CCT4, whose product is annotated as chaperonin containing TCP1 subunit 4. Lineage: Eukaryota; Metazoa; Arthropoda; Insecta; Hymenoptera; Halictidae. The record is from RefSeq and is a predicted model, not a curated record. Gene Ontology annotation, molecular function: ATP hydrolysis activity; ATP binding; ATP-dependent protein folding chaperone. Gene Ontology annotation, biological process: protein folding.
GUGGUGCUGAAUAUCGUUCGUCUAUACAACUUCUUGCCUAUAAUACCUCUAUUGUAUUUUGCGUUCACCGGUUUCCAGUGAGUUCUUGAGCGCGUGUUAAGUCGUAGAGGAACGAAGUUCAUUUCAGUAUCACGUAUUAACUACGUAAUUUAUCCGAUUCCAAUAACGUGAACAAUCAUCUCAGAAUGACGGCGAGAAUAGCGAGCGGUGAUGGACAGAGUGCUCAUGGCAAGGCAUACAAAGAUAAAAGCAAGCCCACAGAUAUUCGAAGUAGCAACAUCCAAGCCGCGAAAGCUGUCAGUGAUGCGAUUCGUACUAGUCUGGGCCCUAGAGGAAUGGAUAAAAUGAUCCAAGCUGCUAAUGGUGAAGUAACAAUCACAAAUGAUGGUGCUACAAUUUUAAAGGAAAUGAAUGUUGUGCAUCCUGCAGCAAAAAUGUUGGUUGAGUUGUCAAGAGCUCAAGAUGUUGAAGCUGGUGAUGGUACCACCAGUGUCGUUGUAUUAGCAGGAUCUCUUUUAGAAGCUGCAGAACGUUUGCUCCAAAAAGGAAUACACCCCACCUUAAUUAGUGAUGCAUUUCAGCUUGCUGCAAGUAAAGCAGUGCACGUUAUAUGGAUUGGCAUGUCUAUUCCUGUUGAUUUGAAAGACAAAGAAUCAUUAGUCAGAGCUGCAGCAACUUCACUUAACUCAAAGGUAGUCUUUCAGCAAUCAAGUCUUCUAGCACCUCUGGCCGUGAAUGCAGUAUUAAAAGUUACUGAAGAAGGAAAGGAGGACGUCGAUCUUAAUAACAUAAAAGUAAUUAAAAAGUUAGGCGGUACAGUCGAAGACACUGAGCUCAUAGAAGGAUUAAUAUUCACACAAAAGUCUUGUAACGUGAAUGGACCGAAACGUAUUGAAAAAGCGAAGAUAGGUUUAAUCCAGUUUUGUAUUUCCCCGCCUAAAACUGAUAUGGACCACAAUGUUGUCGUCUCCGACUACGCUGCAAUGGACCGUAUCUUGAAAGAAGAAAGAGCUUAUAUUCUAAAUAUUGUAAUGCAAAUCAAAAAGUCUGGUUGCAAUGUGCUCUUGGUGCAAAAGUCGAUUCUCCGUGACGCCAUUAGCGAUCUAGCCAUCCACUUUUUGGAUAAAAUCAAAGUUAUGGUAAUCAAAGACAUUGAACGCGAGGACAUUCCGUUUAUUUGCAAAACGUUGGGUUGCAAACCGAUAGCGUCGUUGGAUCACUUUGUCCCUGAAAAUCUUGUUAAUGCUGAGUUGUGCGAGGAAGUGCAAACUGGAAAUUCAAAGUUUGUUAAGAUUUCUAAAAUCCAAAACCCUGGACCAACGGUGACCAUUCUUGUACGUGGCAGUAACAAACUGGUCUUAGAAGAAGCAGACCGAUCAUUGCACGACGCGUUAUGCGUGGUUCGUUGUUUAGUUAAGCAACAAGCUUUAGUCGCCGGAGGAGGAGCGCCCGAGAUUGAGAUUUCAUUGAAAGUGGCAGAAUAUGCUCAAACAUUGAGCGGCGUUGAUGCUUACUGCGUUAAAGCUUUCGCUGAUGCAUUUGAGGUAAUUCCGUCGACACUAGCUGAGAAUGCAGGACUGAAUCCUAUUGAAACCGUGACGGAACUUCGAAAUAGGCAUGCUACAGGCGAACAAACUGUAGGGAUUAACGUAAGAAAGGGGGCAGUUACUAAUAUUUUAGAGGAGAACGUAAUUCAGCCAGUUUUAGUUUCCACUAGCGCCAUUAGGCUCGCAGCGGAAACCGUUCGCAGUAUAUUGAAGAUUGAUGACAUUGUGAAUACAAAUCAAUAAGAGCAAACGAGAAUUUUAUACUUAA